Molecule: messenger RNA, 11846 nt
Organism: Oenanthe melanoleuca
Lineage: Eukaryota; Metazoa; Chordata; Aves; Passeriformes; Muscicapidae
Gene: SOCS5
Product: suppressor of cytokine signaling 5
Exons: 3
Coding region: 4106-5716 (536 amino acids)
Biological process (GO): epidermal growth factor receptor signaling pathway; positive regulation of proteasomal ubiquitin-dependent protein catabolic process; cell surface receptor signaling pathway via JAK-STAT
Cellular component (GO): phosphatidylinositol 3-kinase complex
Molecular function (GO): 1-phosphatidylinositol-3-kinase regulator activity
Source: RefSeq, a predicted model, not a curated record
AACAUGUACAUUGAUUAACUUCAUCAAACUUAUUAAGUUCCACCUGGAAUUAAAAAGUUUUAUUUAAGAUCUAUGCCUGUAUUUGCUCCCUCAGAAUUGCUAGGCUGCAGAGAAGAUAAACUCUGGAGAAGGAAGUGGGAGAGUGCUCGAGGCCAGAGCUGCAGAGGUUGCCAGGGUCAGAUAAUUUGCAACACAGAAGCAGGAUCAGCCAGGGACACGUGGAGAAGCAGUGAUCCAGCAGAUCUGGACUAAGGAAACAUGGCUGAUGUGGCAGCUCGGGGCUGGUUGAAGCAACCACAGUGGCAUAGCACGGAAAGUGGGCAGUGUCACCCAGGAGUGGCAGACUGAGGGCACUGUGCACAGCAUGCCCCGCAGCGCUGCAUUGUUGGCAGCACACACCCCAGGCUGGCGGCGUGCCUGGGAAAUAAACACUGAGAGAUGAAAGCAAGCCAAUGUGGGAGGUAGCAGCCCGCUCAACUUUCCAGCCUCUGAUCACCUUCUUCCAAGUGGUGUUUCCUCACAGCAUCCCCUUGUCCUCCUACAAUGCACAGAUCAUUGCCCUCCAUCAGGAAAAUUAAUUGCCUUAUGAAAGAAGGGGUUGCCCAAAAAUUUCCCUAGGGAAUUGUUUUUCAUUCAAGGGUGUGUGCACACCCUGAGAAAGGAGGUGAUCUGAUUUCUUCCAACUCCAGCCUCAUGGUUUGGAGCACCCACAACAGUCCAUGGCUUUCUCAUAUCCUUCCCAGCCUUACUGACAGAGCUCUUCAGAUACCUAACACAUUAGUACAGAAAAACCACAGCAAGCUCCAUCAUGCUUUGACAGCUCAGAGUUGGUCCCUAACAUCAAUGCUUCCUCACAAAAUCAAAGUAUAUCCUUCAGCUGUGUGGGUCAGGUUGGUGAAGCUCAUGAUAACCAGCAGCUGCACAGUCUCAUCCUGCUGAGCUAUGGUCACAGUCUAGCUCUGCUGGUACUAGGAAUUCUUCUUCUUGUUUAUAGCAAAUGGCAGCCUAUUUCCUUCUUUUCCUCCCCAGAUCUUCAGAAUGAAACAAGGCAGUUGUUUAUGUCCCUCCACCCAGUGAUCAGUUCUUUGCCUUAGUAGCAGACCACGUAGAAUAGCAGGUGCUUUCCUUAGAUGAAAAGUCUUAAUCUGACAAAAGUGUUAACAUUGAGAGGACCCACUCUACAAAUAUAAAGAGAUUUAGCAAAUCAGAGGGUUUAUGUUACUAAAACUUUAUAGAUCUGCUAAGUUUUAGGUAUUUAGCAUAAAAAUAUUUGCUGCAUACUGGAAAUGAAAAUGCUACCGUUGGCUACAGAAUUAAAAAGUGAAACAGCCUAUAAGUUGAAGUUAAAACUGACUUAUGGAACUUUUAUAUGUGUGGAGUUGGUGUUGGAUAACUGCAGAAAAGACUGUUGUGGUUUAACCCCUGGCUUCGUCCUCUUUAUAUCUUCCCUUCAGGUAUUUAUACACAUCAAUAAGAUCCUACUCUAAGCCUUCUCUUCUCCAGCCAGAACAGCCCCAUGUCCUCCAGUCCCUCUUCACAGGAGAGGUGCUCCUUAGUGACUCUCUGUUGAACUCUUUCCAGUAGUUUUGUUUCUCUCUUGUAUUGGGAAGCUUAGCAGGUUCAGCCUCACCAGUGCUGAGGAGAGGGGCAGAAUCAACUCCCUUGACCUGUUGGCAACACGCAGCCCUGGAUGCUCUUAUCCUCCUCUGCAUCAUGACUGUGUUGCUGGCUCCUGUUCAACUUGGUGCCCACCAGGACUCUCAGGUCCCUCUCACAAAGCUGGGACAGCCCCCUGCAUGUACAGGUGCCUGGGGCUGCUGCUCCCCAAAUGCAAGACUUUGCACUUCCCCAUGUUGAACUGUUAACCAGAUCCUGGCUAUGCUGGCUCUAUAUUUAUUUUGCCUGUUGUUGCUACGUGUUAGCACAUUAUUUCUUGCACUGUUUACGUAGGACUGCCAAGUGGCAAUAUUGCUGCAUUUGUGCAGGGUGCACAUGAAUCCUUCAUGAGUGCUAUCCUGCUCUAGAAAUGUAAGUUCACACAUUCACACAUCAAUAUCAUCUUGAAUGCAACUAACAUCAAUUAUGUAUGUUUCAUUAUAUUUUUCAUCUUCUUCCAAGCAGAAUUGCUUAUACAGUGUAUUAUUUAAUCUUUUUUGCUUUUUGCUGGUAAUGUAUAUGCUAGGCUGUGUUCUGUAUGCUGAAGUAUUUUAAGCUGUCUCUUCUUCAAGCUGAUCCAGGUGGUUACCUCACACUGUCCUCACAGGGCAAGUGCUGCACCUUCCCCUGGACCACUUGGUGGCUUCCACUGAACUUAUUUUAGCUUGUUGAGAUUUUCCUUGCAUUUUGGGACCCCAAACUGGACACACUAUUCCACAUGUAGCUGAGCAGUAAUAAUAAUUUUCUUUGGCCUACUGGCUAUGGUUCCAGUGGUAUGACCUGGGAUGCUCUUGGCCACCUUUGCUGCCAGGAUACACUGCAGGCUCAAGGCCAAGCUGCUGUCCAACGAGACCCCACAUCCUUUCCUGCAAAGCUGCUCCACAGCCCAUCAGUCCCCACCCUGUACCGCUGCAGAGGCCUGCUCCUUCCAAAGUGCUGGACUUGCCAAAUUUCCUUGUAUUUGUCCUCCCUGAGUUUUACAGACUUCCUGUCAGGUCAUUCCCCCAGCUGGUCUAGAUCCAUUUAAAUGGCAGCUCUGUCCUUCAGCACUCGCUGUUCCUGCUUUAGCACCACUUGCAAACUUGUUGAGCAUGUCAGGAAAAUUAAGCCACAAACACCAGAGGUUUAUGUCCAGAAAGGAGACAGAGGAGUCCUUUUACUUUAUUCGAAUAAAGGGAGAGGCUAUGGGGCAUUCCCAUGGGAUCUCAAACUUUUAGAGGAUGCAGCCUCCUUUUUAUCCUAUUUUCCUGGCCACAUUUCCCUCUCUUUCCCCAUUGGCUGAUGUACUUGAGAGGUACAGACUUCCCAGAACGCCUGAUACCUGAGAUUCCCCUCUAAUGUAUAACCCUUCCUUUUAAUUUUUAAUUCUUAUGGAAUUUAUGUUUUUUCCCUAUUGUUUCUUUCAUCUUUCAAUACCCGAUUUCCUUUAUCAGCAAACCUACACUUUCUUUAUAAAGGCAAAUAUCUUUUUUUCCAUUCAUCAAUCAGUGGAAUCGUUCCUAUUGUUUCUUUUCUCUCAGUGCCAGCAUUAUCUACCAGCAGACCCACAGCGUGUUUGUAAAGACAAAUCCGUCAUUCCUCUCAAGCACACACCCGUCUCCCCUCAGAAGUCUCCGGGGAAGAUGUCAAAGAGAGCCGGCUCCUGCCAUUCUCUGCUGGCUGCUGCCUUCCAGCAGACUAAACCCACGGACCCUUCCCUCCGAGCCUGGCAUUUAUGCAUCUUUCCUCAUCUAACUGUCCACUCUCUGCACUGCAGCGUCCCAGUGUGUCUGCCAGACACGGGAAGAUGAGAUGCGUUCUGUCACUUGGAAUUCCAGCGGGCUUGUAGCGCUGCUACAGCAGCGAGCGAUUCCUCUGCCCGCCGUGAUCGGAUGUUACUUCACCCGCACUUAGGCCAAGCCAAGGAUUUGUUCCCCAUUAUACGGAGUAAGGAAACUGCUUCGAGUGGGGUAUUACUCCCAACAAUACCGUCGUGUUUCCAAGGGUCUCCACGCGCAAGCUUUUGCUGCUCCCUUCAGCGUGCAAGGAGCCGCCUGGCUCCCGCAGGCGCAGUGCCGGGGCGGUCCCUGCCUGUGCUGCAUCCGGCCGCCUCGGGAGCUGUACUGGCAGCAGCCAGCUUCCUGCACCGCUCCGCCCCUGCUGCCGGGUGUCACGGGGAAUUCCGGCUGCCGGCGGGGCGGGAGCUCCGCUCGGCCGCCCCUUCCCCGCGGCUCCUGCCGCCCGCCCCGCACGUCACUCCGCCCGCACCCAAGAUGGCCGCCGGGCGGGCAGCCCGUUCCCGGCGCGGGCGUCGCGCCCGACUCCAAGAUGGUGGUCAAUGGAGGCCACCGGAGACAGCCUAGCGGUAAUCAUGUCUGCAAGUCAAAGAAGGAAUCUAGCAAGUUCAUGUUGAGGUAUAUUCUCAAGACAAGACACAGUGACUCAUUUACUUUUCUGGAUAACAUAAUCCAUGGAUAAAGUGGGAAAGAUGUGGAACAAUUUCAAAUACAGGUGCCAGAAUCUCUUUAGUCAUGAGGGUGGAAGCCAAAAUGAGAGUAUAGUUGUGAACUCCAGUAAUUGCUCAUCUGGUAAAGAGAAAGCCAUCCAGAUAACUGACUUGACUCAACAACAACCCAGCAGCCCUUUGAGAGAAAACCUUGGUCUGCAAUUAGGCUUAAGUCCUUCAAAGAAUUCAGCAAGGCGAAACCAAAACUGUGUCACAGAAAUUCCUCAGAUUGUGGAAAUAAGCAUUGAGAAAGAGAAUGACUCGUGUGUCACCACGGGAGCCAGGCUUGCUCGAAGGGAUUCAUAUUCUCGGCAUGCUCCUUGGGGUGGGAAGAAGAAGCAUUCCUGCUCUACCAAAACACAGAGCUCCUUGGAUACUGAAAAAAGAUUUGGUAGAACACGCAGUGGUUUGCAGAGGAGGGAGAGAAGGUACGGGGUGAGCUCAGUCCAUGACAUGGACGCGGUGUCCAGCAGGACAGUGGGCAGCCGUUCCCUGCGCCAGCGUCUCCAGGAUACUGUCGGGCUGUGUUUUCCCAUGAGAACUUACAGCAAACAGUCCAAACCUCUGUUUUCUAACAAAAGAAAGAUCCACCUCUCUGAACUAAUGCUUGAGAAAUGUCCUUUUCCUGCAGGCUCUGAUCUGGCCCAGAAAUGGCAUCUGAUUAAACAACACACAGCGCCUGUGAGCCCUCAUUCAACUUUCUUUGACACAUUUGAUCCAUCCUUGGUUUCCACAGAAGAUGAAGAAGACAGGCUCAGAGAGAGACGUAGACUUAGUAUUGAAGAAGGGGUUGAUCCCCCUCCCAAUGCCCAAAUACACACUUUUGAAGCUACAGCACAGGUAAAUCCAUUGUAUAAACUGGGACCAAAGUUAGCCCCCGGUAUGACUGAGCUGACCGGGGACAAAACCGUAACACCUCCAGGGAACUGUGACUCCGAAGAGGACACCACAACGCUUUGCCUGCAGUCGCGCCGGCAGAAGCAGCGUCAGGUGUCAGGAGAGAGCCACGGCCAUAUCAGCAGGCAGGGGGCUUGGAAAGUGCAUACUCAGAUCGAUUACAUCCACUGCCUCGUGCCGGACUUGCUCCAGAUCACGGGUAACCCGUGCUACUGGGGCGUCAUGGACCGCUACGAAGCAGAAGCGCUUCUGGAGGGCAAGCCCGAAGGCACUUUUUUGCUCAGGGAUUCUGCGCAGGAGGACUACCUCUUCUCGGUGAGCUUCCGCCGCUACAACCGCUCGCUGCACGCACGCAUUGAGCAGUGGAACCACAACUUCAGCUUCGAUGCCCAUGACCCCUGCGUGUUCCACUCCUCCACCGUCACGGGGCUCCUGGAGCACUACAAAGACCCCAGCUCUUGCAUGUUCUUUGAACCAUUGCUUACUGUAUCUCUGAACAGGACCUUCCCCUUUAGUCUGCAGUAUAUCUGCCGGGCAGUAAUCUGCAGGUGCACUACGUACGAUGGAAUUGAUGACCUUCCUCUACCCUCAAUGUUGCAAGACUUUCUAAAGGAGUAUCACUAUAAACAAAAAGUCAGGGUGCGAUGGCUGGAGCGGGAACCUAUAAAAACAAAGUAAAUGGAAAUCAAAAUAAGCUUCUGGAACAUGCUUUUUUUUUUUUUUUUUUUUGGUAUUACAGUUUAACUGCAGCAAGCGCACCAACGACGUCUAGCUUUUCUGCAAUAUCCUAUUUAAGCUGAGUGUUAGUAUCCUGUCAGAUGCUGCCUGCUGUUAAUCAAACUAAGUUGUGAUGCCUCUUGGAAACAAUAAGCAGACACAAUUCUGCACGUUUUUCAUUAAGGCCUAAUGAAAAUAUUUUUGCUAAUUUCUAAAUAAUUUGUUUCCCUUUUAUAGCUGUAGUAAUUGGAUGAAGAAACUAUGAGGCAUUUCCCAUGGGGCAUUCAUGUAAUGCUGUUAAGAAAGGCUUUGUCAGAGGGGCAUUUUCACUAAUAUUUGAAGUAUUUUCUUAAAAUUCUCUUCUGUAAAACUUUCCUCUACUCAAAGUAAUAAUUUAGCUCACAAACAAGUUUCCAAAUACUAAUGAAUAUUUUCUUGUAAUGAAGAGCAGUUCAUUAGAAGCAGUCCAUUAAGAGUUAAUGGUGCUUUAAUGCUAGCAGAUGAAUCAUGCUUUUCAUAGUGUAUAAGGUUUCCUAAUCAUUAAGACUUGAAUAUGCCUGCUCUGUACUGUAAUUCUGUUACAAACACUUGGAGAUUUAAGUGGCAUUGUUAGCAAAAGUAAUACUGUCUCAGACAGUUAAAAAUACCUUCCAGUGUGAAUUGCUGCUUCUAUGGCAGGAAACAGAAUUAGAUUAUUAGUGUGAAACACACUGUUUUGGGAUUUUUUCCAAAACAGAUUUUGGUGGCCUGACUGCUAGCAAUUUACAAUGGAAGGUAAUAAUGACAAGAAAAAAAUGUUUAAUUAUUUAAAGUCAUUUGAUAUUUUUAUGGAGAACAUGACAAGUGGUAGAAUUAUUAUAAUCAGAGUACAAAAUCUGACAUAUCUGAAACAAAUGUCAGGUUUCAAAGGUACUGGUACACUUUAUUUGUAAAUAUUUUUCCAUCUGCGCUUUUGAAAAUCUUUUAAAGUAAUAUGCACUGAUGAUAGUUUUAACAGAUGACUUAGAAUCAAGAUUCUAACUUCUGUUUGCUUAUUUAAUUGGAGAUGGAACUUAAAUUAGUUCUGUCUUAGAUAUUUUGCACUAAAAUUUUGUUGGAAUGCCCUGACCCCUGUUUAAUGUUUUGUACCAAUUCUGAGUGCUCCCUAGUUUCUUUACCAGCUGCUACAGUAUUUUAUUUCUUACUUCUCUACAGCAGUGACCUGUUCGAGGUAGGAAACAUUUUGGCUGCAAGUACAAUAAACGUUAUUCUUGUAUGCUACACUAACCCUUCUAUUGAUGUAUUUUUCUGCUUGCUGUGCCUUGUUCUGGCUUUUUGUGCUAAUAAAGUACAGUAUGUUCAGUGUUAUACUUGUAUAUCUGCUCUGUUUUUAUAUAUUCACGUAACUUGUAGCAGUUAAAUGAAUUUUUAAAAAAUAGGCUUUUCUUAGUAUUUAGGAUAGGUAAUGCACAAGUACUGUGCAGUUGAGUAUUAGUUGGUCAGCACACCAUAUUCCUGGUUUUUCUUACAGCAACUUGACAGUGUAUGCCAUUGAAUAACAUUUCUGUAGUCACUGCAAGGUAAUGGACUUGUCUGCAGGCGUAGAACAUUUUACAGGUUUUUGUAAUGCAAAGGAAAUAUGUUAAGCAAAAAGUGUUCUAAAACAUUAUUAUCCCCUGUAAUAGCUGCUGAAGGUGUUUCAGCUUGUUGUAUAGACAACUCCUAAGGCUAAUAUUUUGAUACUCCCCACUGAGGAAUGCUUAUUCCUGUAAAUUGACAGUACAGCAGCGGCAUUUGUUCACUUUUAGGCUGUUUUAAUAAAUAGAUGUACACACAAGCUGGCCAAAUGUCCUGUUUUUACCAAAGAAUACUGUCAAUUUAUGUUGGGAUAUUUUUUUAGUUAAAAAAACGAACUCAAGAGUGGAGAGGUGCAAUUUUUGUUCUAUCAAAUAUUUAUCCCAAGCUAUGAUAAACCAAAGUAUUUGACAACUUCAUCUGAACCUAAGUAAUGUAUACAUUUAUGUUGGUAGAGCCUAAAGCUUUUACAUCAAUGGUGUUGUCAUUAUUCCUGAACUCACAAUGCACCUGAAGAGGAAUGAUUUAAAUAAUUUUGUAAUGACUGGAACAGCACUACAUAAAAGCUCAUACUGCAAGGGGUUAAUCUGAAGCACCCAGAAAGCACUUUAAAACAUGUGUUUAUAUGCUUGUGGAAACUUUGUGAUCCCAUUAUGCAUUCUUUGUAGUAGAUUAUCUUCUUUCAUGUAUUAAAGGACUUCAACUGUUAAAAUGGAACUUUGUUUAGAAUAUGUAAAUACUAAGUUUAUGUAAUUAUGUGUACAACUGUGCUAAUGGUCUCUUAAGUUUUGAAUUGUGUGUGUGUCAUUGGAUAUGCAACUCUUGGUUUAAAAUCUGUUCUAAGCAUAAAAAGAGGAAAAAAGUCACCAGCAUGAAAUUGCACCUAAGUGUACCUUCACUGUGUCGUUCUCACUGUUCCCUCAGUCAAAUCUGAAUGCCAGAUGAGUUUACUUAAAUUCUUGCUUUCAAUAUUAGUGUCAUACAGUCAGCCUGCAACCAAGCUUUGUCCCAGUAUAGGGACCUGUUUUUCAUUUACACCUGUUGCAGUUGCUUGUCAUGAACUAGCUGUGACAUUGUCAAUGUGGUCAGGAAUACACAUUAAUCUAAUUUUUAAUCAUGUGGUGGAAUCUUUGGGAAAAAAAAAAUAAAAACCCCAAACCCUUAUCUCAGAAAGUUUGCUCUUGCAUUUGUAUAAAUAACCUUUAUGGAGAGAUUUGCUCCCCUAAAACACACAAAAAAGGAAUGAUAUAUUUCUCUACAACUUUUUUAAAGCUCUGCUUCACUGAAAUAUACAGAAUAAUUUGCUAGUGUGGUUAUGUUAAAAUGAAUUCAGCUUUUAAAUUUUAGUGGACUUGAGUGUUAUCUAUUCCAGUUGCAGUGUAUUUCUUAAUACAUUUUCAGUUCUAAAAGCAUUAAAAUGCUAGUAGAUGGAGAAUGCAAAUAGUUGAUUUCUCAUUUGUGUUUCUCAUUCUGGUUUAAUUUAGAAAAUCUUCAACAUGUCUUAGCUGUGGUUUGUGCACCUCUUUUUUUUUUUUUUUUUUUUUUUUUUUUAAUUUAACAGUAGGAUUCAGUGUAAAAAGGCACACCUGUAUUAUUUCAAUCCAAUUUGGUUACAUGACAGAUGAGUUUUUGAGCCUCAGUCUUGUCAAGUGUUAUUUUGAGGUGAUUCUCAUUUCUGCAGAAAGAACUAUAGAAAGGGCUUACUCCAUAGGAGGGUUUUGGAGGAAUCUUAUAAAGGUAUUUUAUAUCCCUGUGGAAUUGGAGAAAUGAAAAUAUACUGUAUUUUGAGUAUACAGAGGGACUAUGACUUUAGGAUCUUUUACCAGUUUUUUUAUCAUGUCUAUGGUGUUUAUCAGUUUUAAAUGCAUAACUCUUGAAAUUACUUUUAAGGCAAGUAAACACUUGUCCAGAUAAUUUAUUUGUUAGAAUGGAACUUCUGAAGAAAAUAAGUUACAAAUUAAUGUUUUGCAUUUAUGUACUUUUAAAUUAGAAGACUUGCUGCUUACAAAAUGAUUAUCCUUAAAUCAGAAGCAAAGAGUUGUGAAAAGAUGUGUCUGUCUAUCUGUAGUGUUUGACAAUAUGAAGUCAAGCCUUACAGAUGUCACUCAAAUCUUUAAGUCCAUAUUUAACUUUAAGGUUCAGCACUACUUAGCAACAAGCAAAGACUCUGAAUUUCUGUGAUAAAAAGCCUGUUUGCUCCAGUCUCCAUGUGCAAGCCAAAAUAUUUGCAGAAUGCUUUAAAGCUUUUCUCUGCUGCAGAAUUGCAUGUAAGACAGAAGUUGUCAUUGUCAGAAGUUGCUGAGUACCAGAAAGAUCUAUCUGCAGGCAUCAUGGUUAUUUUUUUUUUUUUCAAAGUUAUCUUGGCAGGCACUAUUUAAAGGAAAAAUACGAACUGAAUUGUAGCUGAUUCUUUCUAAAAUAGCAUUUCUCCAUUUAAGACAUUUAAAACUCACAUUUAAAAUUAUGAAAGUGCUUUUUGAGCCUUAUUUUCUGGAAGUUUUGUUGUGAAGUGAGCACGUAUGUGCUAAACCUUAGUCUGCAAGUAUUUAGCACAUAUAUAUUUAUAUGUUUAAAAGAUGCCUCCAAGCAUGUUUACAUUCAUGGUCUUUUUUGAAACUACUAAAGUACACCAAUAUGGUGAGCAUUAAGAUAUUGGAAUUCUAAAUAUUCUCUCUGUGUAUGGCAUGCUUUGCAAUUAAAGGACUAAUUUAUUUGUAUCUUCACUUGCACUUAUAUUUAUGACCAGUAGAUUGGUGUGUUUUUUCCUGCUGUCAUCACACUUACCUAAGCAGUUGUCUAUGGAUUGUGACCAAAGGAGAUGUUUCACCCUGUUUAUUUUUAAGUAGAAAUCAUAUCAGUUGGCUUUUAAAGUAUUAAUUCCUAUGGAGCACGGUGUAACACUGCUAAUUGCUCCCCCUUUUUGCAGUAUUGAUGUACAGAGAAUCAUUUAGCUUGGCCAUGAGUUGUAUCUGCUGAAUGUAGUUGACUUUCAAUGUCUGAAUUUUAUUUUUUUUAAUUGAAAAAUGCUCUUGAUGAAGGCUUUGAAAAGAAAAAGGUUUAAUGUUUCUAUGUCAAGAUACAUAAGGUGAAUAUUUUGCAAUGAGAUAAGGGUCACUUGAAGAUGCUUUAUAGAAGUUUUCCCCUUCACUGUCUUACAUUGAGACUCUUUAAAAAAGAAAAAAUAAAACCCAAACAAUCUCUUGAUGACUUAAACCUUACAAUCAUUUAAAAACUGAAAAGAAAUCUGGUGCUUUUACUUAAUUUGCUUGCGUGUUGCCAGACUGAUUUAAGAAUAGUUGUUUCAAGAAGCAAAUUAAAUCUGUUAUUUCAAUGAAGCAUUGCCAUUUAUGAUUUUAUAAAGUAUUCCAGUUACAAAAAUUGUCUACCACCAGGAUGUUAACCUGAUACUGUAUUUGUUGUUACCAGGGUAACUAUUGUGUGUAUGCUUUUUGAGCUGAGUAAGUGUUCACUUUGUAAAUUUGCAUUAAGGCUACAGCUGUUACCAGCGAGGUUCCCUAGGGCCAACACAACGAAUUUAUGAGCUGAAGCUCCUGGUGCUUGACCCUUUUUGUCUUCAGUAGGAAAAAAAGUGUCUAACUCUGCACCAUACAGCUCGUGUUACAAAUUUCCAUGUUAAGCACACAGCUACGCUGACAAGCAGAAACAUAUCUGAACUUGCUUGUCUGGAGUAAAGCAACCUCUCUGACUUCUCAGCAGGAGCUGUAACUUGGUGGCACGUUGGCAAGGAGGAAGCAGAAAUAAGUUUUGCUCUUCCCUGAGCAGCUGUUGAACUGAACAGGGGGUGUGCUUCCUGUGCGAUAGGGUAUCUGAACUCCUUAGAGCCCUGAGAAUUUUAAUAGCGUUCGGAAGAUACAGAAGCACUCGGCUGCUUUGUCACUUCUUGCUUUCCUACUUGUAGUUUUGCAAAAGCUUGAAGAGAUAUAUUUAUUCAAUUGAAUCUGUGUAGUCACCAACUGUAUAAGCACUGCUUUGUAAUAUCUUUACAGAGAUAUCAAAUUCCUACACAAUUAUAUUUAAACUGUUUUGGGAAAAUGAAUAAUGACACUGUGGGCACAAAUUAAUUCAGAUUGCACUAUAAACUUUCUUACCAGAAGCCUUCAUUCUUACAAAGAACUAUGCGAUCCCUACACGGAAACUGUAGCUUUGGUAGUGCGCUCUUUGGUAGGUGUCCAAAAAAGCGGCAUCCAGACGGUCCCUGGACCUUUUCUGACAUUCCAGUUGAGGGCUGGCAGGCCUGCUGGGCACUCGAGGAGUUGACUGGCAAGCACACCAUGCUGAGUGUCACCCCAUGCCAGCACCUUGUAUAACUGUGCUGGUUUAGGUCUCCCCAAUUUAGAUGGUUUUUAACUCACUACAGCUUAAACGUUUCUCCACCCUGCCUAAUUUGUCUUUGUUACUUGGUUGCCAAACUGUCUUGCAUCUUAAUAGAGUAAGAAAAUAAUGUGAUUUAUGGCUGCCCAACCAGUGUAUUAAGUAAUAGAUGGCUCUGUCUUAAUAAACGGGGUAUAAACUGCCA